AUGCCUAAACCAACAGUUAUUUUCGUUCCUGGAGCCUGGCUUCCGAAAGCUUCUUACGGCUUAUUCCUCCAUGCCUUGGAGAAAGAAGGGUUUCCAGUUCAUUAUGCCUCGUAUCCAUCCUUUGACCCAACCGACAACUUGAACGCGAGCUGUGAGCGUGAUGCGAAAGUUAUCCGCGGCGAGGUUAUUCAGCCUCUUGUUGAGGGUGAAGGCCGGGAUGUUGUCUUAUUCAUGCAUUCCUAUGCUUCUAUGCCCGGAAGCGCUGCUGUCAGCGGGUUUUCAAAAACCGAGCGUGUCCGAAAGGGCCAGGCCGGCGGUGUUUUGGGGUUGAUAUGCAUAGGAGCAUUUCUAAUUCCUCAAGGACUCAGCUGUGCCGGUAUGCAAGGUGGAAAUCUGCCAGGCUGGAUUCUGCUUGAUCAGCCCGAGAAGGGAGUCAAUAUUGCAGACGACCCGGUAAAAACAUUUGCAGCUGAUGUAGACCCAGAUCUUGCAAACCAGAUGGCUGCACAGUUAAAGCCACAUUCCAAUUUGGCUUUUACAUCAGAGCAACCGCCUCCGGCCUGGGCUGAAGCGGAUUAUGACGGCCGCUGUGCUUACAUCGUGACUGGAGAUGACCAGGCUGUUCCCCAGGCUGCGCAGUAUGGCAUGAUAUCAGGUACCGGCAAAAACUGGAUUGUUAAAGAAUUCGCUGGAAGUAGCCAUAUGGCGCCUUUCUUGACGAAGAUUGAUCCAUGCAUUCAAUUUUUGCAAGAAAUUUUAGACUUGUUUCCGCAGGCAUGA
Talaromyces proteolyticus is the source of this 780-nucleotide messenger RNA. Its product is annotated as Alpha/beta hydrolase fold-1. The record is from RefSeq and is a predicted model, not a curated record. Lineage: Eukaryota; Fungi; Ascomycota; Eurotiomycetes; Eurotiales; Trichocomaceae. Bases 1 to 780 code for a protein of 259 amino acids. The transcript has 2 exons.